Arabidopsis arenosa is the source of this 1585-nucleotide messenger RNA. The record is from the annotation of a GenBank genome assembly. NCBI's taxonomy places the organism in Eukaryota, Viridiplantae, Streptophyta, Magnoliopsida, Brassicales, Brassicaceae.
AUUUAAUGACCCUCUUUGCGUUUUCUCCUUCAUAUUCCUUUCACUAGAAUCAUGAUCAAAUUCUCCGAGCCAAUCAGAGACUCCCACGUGGCAGUUCUCGCGUUCUUCCCUGUUGGCGCUCAUGCUGGUCCUCUCUUAGCCGUUACUCGCCGUCUCGCCGCCGCUGCUCCCUCCACCAUCUUUUCUUUCUUCAACACCGCACGAUCAAACGCUUCCUUGUUCUCGGACGCAGAUCAUCCGGAGAACAUCAGGGUCCACGACGUCGCUGACGGUGUUCCGGAGGGAACCAUGCUAACCGGGAGUCCACUGGAGAUGCUCGAGCUGUUUCUCGAAGCGGCUCCACGGAAUUUCCGGAGAGAAAUGGCGGCGGCAGAGACGGAAGUCGGUAAGAAAGUGACAUCCAUGCUAACAGAUGCCUUCUUCUGGUUCGCAGCGGAUAUGGCUGCUGAGAUGAAGGCCACUUGGGUUGCGUUCUGGGCCGGCGGAGCAAACUCUCUCUGUGCUCAUCUCUACACUGAUCUCAUCAGAGAAACCAUCGGCGUCAAAGAUGUGCGUAUGGAAGAGACAUUAGGGUUUAUACCAGGAAUGGAGAAUUACAGAGUUAAAGAUAUACCAGAGGAAGUUAUAUUUGAAGAUUUGGACUCUGUUUUCCCAAAGGCUCUAUACCAAAUGAGUCUUGCUUUACCUCGUGCCUCUGCGGUUUUCAUCAGUUCCUUUGAAGAAUUAGAGCCUACUUUGACCCAUAACCUAAGAUCCAAACUUAAACGUUUCUUGAACAUCGCUCCUCUCACGUUAUUAUCUUCUACAUCGACACUAGUGCGUGAUCCUCAUGGCUGCUUUGCUUGGAUGGGGAAGAGAUCACCUGCCUCUGUAGCGUACAUUAGCUUCGGCACCGUCAUGGAACCGCCUCCUGUAGAGCUUGUGGCGAUAGCACAAGGGUUGGAAUCGAGCAAAGUGCCGUUUGUUUGGUCGCUUAAGGAGAAGAACAUGGUUCAUCUACCAAAAGGGUUUUUGGAUCGGACAAGAGAGCAAGGGAUAGUGGUUCCAUGGGCUCCCCAAGUGGAACUGCUGAAACACGAGGCAACGGGUGUGAAUGUGACACAUUGUGGAUGGAACUCGGUGUUGGAGAGUGUGUCGGCAGGUGUACCGAUGAUCGGCAGACCGAUUUUGGCGGAUAAUAGACUCAACGGAAGAGCAGUGGAGGUUGUGUGGAAGGUUGGAAUGAUGAUGGAUAAUGGAGUCUUCACGAAAGAAGGAUUUGAGAAGUGUUUGCAUCAAGUUUUGGUUCAUGAUGAUGGUAAGUCGAUGAGGGCUAAUGCCAAGAAGCUUAAAGAAAAACUCCAUGAAGAUGUCUCUACCAAAGGAAGCUCCUUUGAGAAUUUCAAAGUAUUGUUGGACGAAAUUGUGAAAUUACAAAAUAUUUGAAGACUAUAAUUGUGAUUUAAGCAGUUAUAGUCAAAUAAAUGUGCCCAUUCUAUUUUGUCAAAGUAACAAUGUUUCUAUUUCAAAGGGUUGUUGAUUUUCAUUGUUCUUGAUAUAUUAUUACUCUGUUAAGUACCUUUUUAAAUAAAAUAUUGAUGUCGAA